Molecule: messenger RNA, 1293 nt
Organism: Kazachstania africana CBS 2517
Lineage: Eukaryota; Fungi; Ascomycota; Saccharomycetes; Saccharomycetales; Saccharomycetaceae
Gene: FUN26
Product: nucleoside transmembrane transporter FUN26
Exons: 1
Coding region: 1-1293 (430 amino acids)
Biological process (GO): nucleoside transmembrane transport
Cellular component (GO): fungal-type vacuole membrane; plasma membrane
Molecular function (GO): nucleobase transmembrane transporter activity; nicotinamide riboside transmembrane transporter activity
Source: RefSeq, a predicted model, not a curated record
AUGGACCGAGAUAGACUGCUUCAGUUAUCAGAACGACCUCUAAUGGAAAAGGUGCAAAACGCCACCUAUUUAACUUUUUUAGUGAUAGGAAUUGGUCUUUUAUGGCCAUGGAAUAAUAUUUUGAGCGCUACGUUGUAUUUCCAAAAUAAUUUAUUUCAAGUUUCAUCGAUUUAUGCUAAAUUGUUCACUAGUUCCAUGAUGAGCGUUUCCACGGUCACGUCCUUGGGUUACAAUCUAUAUCUGGCUCCAAGACAACAUUCUUACACGAGCCGUGUUAUUAAUGGGUUGAAAUGGCAAACAAUUACUUUUAUUGCUCUAACUUUGCUUUGUACGAUGUCCUCCUGGCUUCCUAUGGGAAUAUCGUUCAUCUUGGUUAUGGUUUUGGUGAGUAUGAGUGCCAUAUCAACAGCAUUGACCCAGAAUGGGGUAAUGGCAAUAGCUAAUGUGUUUGGACCAGAAUUCAGUCAAGGGGUGAUGCUGGGCCAAGCCAUUGCUGGUGUGUUGCCAUCCUUCGUUCUAUUCCUGGUAUCGUUCGCAAAUGCCAAUGAGGAAGCAGACGAAACGCAGAAUGAAAUCGGUGUGUUACUAUAUUUUCUAGUGACAUCCCUCGUAUCAUACGUCUGUAUCAUACUGAUCAAGUUUAGUGGAAUUCUAGAGAAAUUUACGAAUCUAACAGCUUCUGCAGAGAUUACAGUCGAUAACAGUAAUAAUGUAGAAGAAAUGGAGGUGCAAUCUAACAUUAAGGUCAAGGUCCGACUUAUUGUUCUCUACUACAAAUUGAAAUACUUGGCACUUUCAAUAUUCACAGCGUGCGUUGUGACACUAAUAUUCCCCGUGUUUGCUGCCAACACUCAUGUAGGGAGGAUACCUUUGAGCGAUGCACAAUACAUACCAUUAGUAUUCACGAUUUGGAAUGCAGGCGAUCUAUAUGGCAGAGUAUUGGCAGAUUUACCUACAUUCCGUGACCCGAAAUUCUCCACCUUCAAGACUUUCAUCUACUCCAUGGCUAGAAUUGCAUUAGUACCAUUUUUCUUCCUCUUCAUCAUCAAGAGCAAGUAUUCUCCAAAGUCGUUCAUACUGGACAUACUAUACUUACUACUACAGUUUCUUUUCGGUGUCACCAACGGACAUGUCAUUUCCAUCAGUUACAUGAAGGUUCCGGAAGAACUAACGACGGAUGACGAAAAGGAAGCUGCUGGCGGCUUCAUCAACCUAUUUCUGUCAACGGGACUCGCUGUAGGAAGCAUUAUCAGCUACAUCGUUGUAUAUUUUAUAGAUUUGUUACUUAAAUAA